Molecule: messenger RNA, 2557 nt
Organism: Dinoponera quadriceps
Lineage: Eukaryota; Metazoa; Arthropoda; Insecta; Hymenoptera; Formicidae
Exons: 4
Coding region: 798-1826 (342 amino acids)
Source: RefSeq, a predicted model, not a curated record
AAACAAUGUUUUGCGUUGCGCGGAACCGUCGGCGAGCCCUCUCCCCUCUCGUCCCCUCGUCCUCUCUCGCCCCCCGUGCGAACCGAGGAUUUGUUAAAUAUCGAGCGCGUCUAGCUAGUACCGUGGCCAAAAUGGCCGGCGUUUAGUCGUCCUUUAGUUCGCGUUUAAAAUCGAGCUGGCUUUAACUCGGCUGGUUCGAGGCCGUUCCUCGCUCGCGUCACCGUCGAUCUCAUCCGCCCCGUAUUGAAGAGGCCGCUUUCUCGAAGAGAGGGGCUCGCGUUUUUCAAACGAGGGCGCGUGUGCCUUCCGCAGAGAAAAUCCGAAGAUGCCCCGGGGAGAGCGCGAACGCUCGGAGAAUCGUCCAAAUUCAAACUUCGCGAAACGCGUCCCGCGAGAACCAGGUGUAUAAACCGAACUUAAAACACGAGACCUUGAUGUAACGAAAGUUUACGUUAAUCGUUUCGACGAAUCCCCCCCGAGACAGCUGCCGCGCACUGUAAGAGCAACGAUUCGUGAAGCACGUGAAUAUGCGCGAAAAAACAUUAGUCGAGGUACAAUCGGAGGAAAAGCGGAAUUACGUCCGAAUAAACGUGCGGCGACUUCCGUGAGACAGACGACGCAUCGGUAAACAGCUGACUGUUCUAAAGCCGCGGUUAAACAAGCAAACCGCACUGCCACGAAACAGAGGCGACGAGCACGUGUAACGAGACGUUUGUACGCACGAUCGGACGAAGGCGAAUUAAUCUCUCGAAUUAGACCGAGCAGCCAGCCGACUUUCUAGUUGUUCGAGGUGAGCGAUGGAGGGUGAGAACGCGCGUAGUUGCCGGGGAAGCGUGUCUUCGGAAACGACGACGACGGUGUUGCUGAAGAAGCGGGAGAGGACGCAGAAUUGGGUGCCCGAGGAGAAGAACGCCCUGUUCGCUCUGAUCAAGCUGCACGUGAGCGCGAUCGAGAACAAGAAGAUCGACCAGGCGGCGUCCACGAGGAAGGCCCUCGCCUGGCAGCAGAUCUACUCCGCGUUUCGCGGCAGAUUCACCGCGGACCGGGACAUCGUGCGGAUAAAGGAACAGUGGCGGCGGAUGAAGGCGCAGGCGAGAAUUGAAAUGUACACGUACGCCGAGAAGGUGCGAACUCUGGGACCGGAUGUGGCCACCAAGUCUCGACCGUCGGGUCUGUCGGUCGAGGUGUGGAGGCUGAUGGAAAGCGUACGGCGAAACGAUCGCGACGCCGAGCGUUCGGACGACAGUAGCAGUCAAGAAACCCACGAGAACCGGACGACAAGUCGGGUGUCCGCGAUACACGCCAUCUUGGACAAUUUGACACUGCCUGCGACGCUGGAAACGUCAGUGGCAGGGCACGAAGUAAAGAUCGAGAUCAACAGCGAUACUUACAAUACGGAGGACGAGAACAGCCAUAGUGAAUCUGCACCAAAAUCGUCGCCAGGUGUCUCGCCAAGGAAACGCCCGAGAACGACGACGUCGGGGACAGAGGACGAACAUAUAGAAUGUCUUGAGCCGAAAAUCGUGCAUCCCAAUAGCGGCCUGACGUCCCGUGUCAAUGAUGAGGCGGAAUACAAUGCAAAGAAUGAAUCGCUCGUCGACAAGAGCGACGUAGGGCGACAGCGAGCGAUGUGGAUCUGCAAGUCGACCCAGCGUGAGCAUGAGAUCAAGCUGCGGAUGUUGCAGAUCGAGCUGGAGCGCGCUGAGCUGCAGAAGCAAACCGCCGUGAACGAGUUAAAGACGUCUGAAAUCAAGAGACAACUGAUCGAAAGCCAAGCUGCAGAGUAUUUCAGGUCGUUACACCAAUACUCGAUACAUGCCCGCUGAAUAGAUCGGUACUUACGUCGAUCGAGAUUCCGGUCGAAACGUUCGAUCCGAUUGAGUCCUCGAAGGAUUGUAAACGUCUUUGAACGGUUAAUACACUUCGAGAUAUUUUGUAGUAUUAUGUUGACGAUGCACUCGUCUCUAUUCGCGACAAUUUCAAGUACUCGAUGUACGCGUCUCCGAUAGAGUUGAUAACCUGGUGAAAAAUUAUCCAUAUAUAAUUUUAUGUAAUUAUAUAAAAUCAUGGAAAUGGAAAUAUAUCUAAAAUUAUGUAUAAUUCCUUAUGAUUAUAUAUAAUUAUAUGCACAAUUCGCGUUUAAAGGAACCAGGCAGUAUAAUUAUCCAUAGAUCGUGCAAAAUUAUAUCUUUAUAUGAUUUUAUAUGGUCAUAUAUGAUUAUGUAUAAUUAUAUAUGGAAAAUAUUUUACAAGAAAUAUACGACGCCGCGUUAACUCGUUAUUAAUUAUCAUUAUUCCUCUCAAUUGCUUUCCCUUAUAAUAAUUUACGGUAUACGAUAAUUGUAUCAAUUGUGACCUUCAAUAAUGGCUAAGUUGCGAUCGCUUCGCCGCAUUCUCUGCGUUUCUAAUUUCUUUCUUCUUUCAACAGCUUUAUAACGACUUCUAAUUAUUUGCUUUGCAGUGUUGUAAUUGGGCGUUAGUUAAUGUGCAGUUAUGAUGUCGCUCAUAAUGAUUUGCACAUUUCGUAAUUGCGUUAAUUGCAAUACCGACGCAGAGA